AUGCCACGCCCACCAGCACGACGAGCUCGUACCGUGCGGCAGGCGCCGGAAAAGGGCUCUAUCAAAGCGGUCGGGAGGAAACCAAACACAACAGAGGAUGAAUCGCAAGCCAAUAUCGCAACGCCUCGACGAGGCCGGGACGAACGCAAUAAUGAUACCCAGGUCGGCGCUGACCUAACACCGACGAGAGACCUCAAUGAAAAUGUCAUUGCUUCCUCGCCAGCGGAGAACACCACUACGACCAGUAUUCGACCUCCGACUCGAGCACGUGGCUACUCCUCUACGUUAUCCUUGGUUGGUCGAAAGGGGGAUUUCAAUUCACGAAUCGGCAGCACCCCUGGCUUUGAAAGCUCUAUUUUGAGCAAUUUCAAGAAGCGAUCGAGACAGCCAAGUUUGCUUCAGAUGAUGCAAGCAGAUGACGAGGACUCGUCGGAUUUCGACGAUGACGAUUUUCUGGGUGGUUUCAGUCCGCAGGACGAGUCGACACCAUUGAAUGUUGCUAGAGUGUCGAAUGCUGCGGAGAGGCAGUUGGCAGUCUCUCCAUCGCGUCCUCCGCUAGGCGUUGCGUCGCCGUCAUCUACCGAGUCCAGGAAGAGAAAGCGUCAAUCGGCAACUGUCAACGACGAGCACGUCGAACAAGCCUCGCCCUUGUCGAGAAGUAGUUCAGUGUCAACACUUACACCGGCUCCGGAAUCUCCAAUAGCUGGAAUGAGCGAUGAACUUCCCAGUUUUACUAUGGCUACACCUAUGAGCAGUUCUACAGCAAGUCCCGUACGGUUGAUGACGGUCGAAAGGCAGACUGCUACAACAACAACAGAUAAAAACGAGACAGCACCGCCUUUACCAAAAGUGACUACACUCAGCCUACAAACUAGAUUUCUUCCACAACGUCGAACCCGUCGUCGUCAGCAAGCAGAUGACAGCGAUGAUGAAGAAGACAUUGACCCGGCCAAUGAAGACUCGGAUGAAGACGAAUUAGCCCGGGAAGUCAGGAAGAGACCGCAACGAUCACGAAGGAAGGGACUAUCGACCGCGUCAUCCGAGAAAACCAAUGCGAAACUUGGCAAGCCAAGUCGAAGGGGCAAGAAGAACCUGGCUACAGGCAAGGCUGUUGAUACUCAAGGCAACAAGUCGCAACGCACAUACUCUCGUCAAGCCGCGGACAAAGAGAACAACUAUCUCUCUGAUGACUCCUCUGUUCUCUCUUCACCACCACCAUCUGAGGACUUGAAUGACUCAGAACUUGAUCUGCCAUCGCACGCCUCGAAGAAGAGGGUAGACAAUCGCGAAUUACAGGCCGCAGCGCUCAAGUUUGCAGAGGUGGAUCAAUGGGAGAUGGAGUUUGAGGAUGUUUCCUAUACUGAGAGCAGUCCUAUGCGAUGA
Molecule: messenger RNA, 1383 nt
Organism: Talaromyces marneffei
Lineage: Eukaryota; Fungi; Ascomycota; Eurotiomycetes; Eurotiales; Trichocomaceae
Exons: 1
Coding region: 1-1383 (460 amino acids)
Source: RefSeq, a predicted model, not a curated record